ACUGACCGCCCUCAAGUGUCUUUAUCGGCUUUUCGCCCCGUCCGCCGGCGUUGUUUAUUUGGGUGGCGGCGUGAGGGGAAAGCGGAACUAGCUUUAGCCGACUAGCUCCUCCAGGUCGCCUCCGUGGGGCGACUUUGCUCGUAUCCAAACCGGUUGUCGACGGCCACUCUAUACAAGUACAAUGCCGCAGACUAUCGAGCUCAGCGCCACGGGUGGAGCGUCCAAACUGGACAGCAACAUGGAUGACAUGACGGUGGAGCAGAUUGCCGCCAGGGCCAACCAAGUGACGGAUGAGUCGCUGGAGAGCACGCGCAGGAUGCUGCAAAUGACCGAGGAGAGCAAAGAAACUGGCAUCAAAACCAUGGUGAUGUUGGACCAGCAAGGAGAGCAGCUGAAUCGCGUGGAGGACGGCAUGGACCAGAUCAACCAGGACAUGCGGCUAGCUGAGAAGAACCUGACUGACCUCUCCAAGUGCUGCGGACUUUGCAUCUGUCCGUGCAACAAGGUGAGUUCCAUCGAGAACGACUCCCGAUACAAGCGCACGUGGGGCAUCGGCGGCGGACUCGACAACGAAAGCAACGGCGACGGUUCCAAAGUGGUGAUAAAGCAACCCGCCGCCAUUCACAACGGUCAGGCCGGCGCGCCACCGCCGACUGGACCCUACAUCAAGAGGAUAACCGAUGACGCCCGCGAGGACGAGAUGGAGGACAACCUAAACGCCGUCGGCGGCCUCAUCGGCAACCUGAAAUCCAUGGCGAUGGACAUGGGCACCGAAAUCGACAAGCACAACAAACAGAUCGACCGGAUCACUGAUAAGGCGGACAUGAACAAAGUGCGCAUUGACGAAGCCAACCAGAGAGCCACCAAGCUCAUCAACUAGGCAGCAGCUCGCUCUGCGGAGCGCCAAAUCGGAAAUGUAUACGGGAUCGGUCACCUACCUUUGCUUUAGAAAGUGUAAUGACCGCUUUUCACAAUGGCCACGUCUCCUUUCUCAACAUCUCUCUGCAUCAUCUACCUAUGGACUGAUUUCGACCCCCCCCCACACAUAAAAUGGCCCUCCGUGUAAUUAUUAUUGUAUGUGUAUAACUUCCACGAUGCAUCUAUUUAAUUCUUUCAAGCAGAGCUGUGAAUGAAAUCCUCUCAUUUUUUAUCUAUUUAAUGUGCUUCACGCGGCGGAGCGACAAGCUAACGCCCCGUCGACGGGAUUUCUGCGUGGAUUGUCAUGUACAUAAUUCUUGCUAGCAAUCAGCCUGCUAGCAUUCAGGUCUUGUGAUCAGUACGCGGCCGCUCCCCGUGUAAAUAUGUUUGCUCAGCUACAAAA
This is a messenger RNA of Syngnathus acus (greater pipefish), 1321 nucleotides long. RefSeq names its product synaptosomal-associated protein 23-like. Gene Ontology annotation, biological process: synaptic vesicle fusion to presynaptic active zone membrane; exocytosis; synaptic vesicle priming. The record is from RefSeq and is a predicted model, not a curated record. Lineage: Eukaryota; Metazoa; Chordata; Actinopteri; Syngnathiformes; Syngnathidae. Gene Ontology annotation, cellular component: SNARE complex; plasma membrane. Gene Ontology annotation, molecular function: syntaxin binding; SNAP receptor activity. Bases 182 to 880 code for a protein of 232 amino acids. The transcript is spliced from 8 exons.